AUGGCCUUCAAGUUCGUCGUUUUCCUGGCUUCGCUGGCCGUCGCUAGCGCUGGAUACCUGGAGGCUGGCCAUGCCGUCCAGUAUGCUGCUCCGGUGGCACACUACUCGCCGGCAUCGUCCGUGAGCUACAGCACCAUCUCGCAGGCUGCUCCGGCCAAGCUGGCCUAUGCUGCCCCGGUCGCCAAGACCAUCUCGUACGCCGCCCCGCAGGUGUAUGCCGCCCCGCAGGUCUAUGCUGCCCCGGUUGCCAAGACCAUCGUGUCCAGCCCGGCCGUAGGAGCCACACACGAGAGCACCAUCCGCUCGCAUGAUGGAACCAUCUCGCACUACUCCAAGGCCGUCGAUACCGCGUUCUCGAGCGUGCGCAAGUCUGACACCCGCAUCACCAACGAGCUGCCCAAGCUGGCCUAUGCUGCCCCGGCUGUCCACACCACCUAUGCCGCCCCGGCUGUCCACGCCACCUAUGCUGCUCCGGCCGUCCACCAGACCUAUGCCCAUGCUGCCCCAGCUGUGACCUACGCUCAUGCCGCUCCGGCCGUCCACACCACGUACGCCGCCCCGGCCGUCCACCAGACCUAUGCCCAUGCUGCCCCCGUGGUCGCUACCGCCACCAAGACGCUGACCUACUCGCCGGCUGUCCAGGUUGCGCACACCACCUACGAGGAUGCCCAUGCUCACUACGCCUGGUAA
Molecule: messenger RNA, 690 nt
Organism: Anopheles moucheti
Lineage: Eukaryota; Metazoa; Arthropoda; Insecta; Diptera; Culicidae
Product: larval/pupal cuticle protein H1C-like
Exons: 2
Coding region: 1-690 (229 amino acids)
Source: RefSeq, a predicted model, not a curated record